Colius striatus (speckled mousebird) is the source of this 5551-nucleotide messenger RNA. It is a transcript of the gene IKZF1, whose product is annotated as IKAROS family zinc finger 1. Gene Ontology annotation, molecular function: RNA polymerase II cis-regulatory region sequence-specific DNA binding; DNA-binding transcription factor activity. Gene Ontology annotation, biological process: regulation of transcription by RNA polymerase II. NCBI's taxonomy places the organism in Eukaryota, Metazoa, Chordata, Aves, Coliiformes, Coliidae. The record is from RefSeq and is a predicted model, not a curated record. The transcript is spliced from 8 exons. The coding region runs from base 617 to 2173 and encodes 518 amino acids.
ACCGCAGUUUGUGUCUAAUCCAGGCGUUUUGGAGCUCCACCUUAACAUGAGUAGCUGUCAGGGGGUGACCGAGAAGGGGUUCAUCGGUUCGAAGGAAAGGGAAGCGGUGGGGCGGUGAAAACGUUGCCCUUACGCGAGAGCGGGCGCAGAGCGCGGUGUUCUCGCUUCCUCGAGUGGGCUAAAGCAUUUUGGUUCAUUCAAAGCCCGAGUACAAAUUGCUGGCGCUGGUAAUUCGCAGAGGGGAGAAAGGUGUGGCGGUUGUAAAAACCAUUAGGAACUUGUAAAAUUAGCAGCCCCUGUGGGGAACAGCGUUAAAGAAGUUGCUCACUUCCGAAUAGCGGUGCCUCCAGAAGUUUUCCUCUUUGCGAUACAGCCUGUCACAGCUGUGAGGUUUUCUUUCGUCCUGCUCCGCAAAGUUACCCUUUCUGUCGAAGGGCUGGUUUCGCUCUGUAGUCGUUAUUAAAGAAGAUGUGUGUAGUUAGAAACUGUGUAUGUGAAGAAACAAGUUCCUAGUGCAGCAGUCGAUUCUAAGGAAACUUUUAAUUUUGUGCUUCGAGAAACCUGAUCGCUUCUUGGAUUACUUUUCUACCUUGGUCGAGAAGAUAACGUCAAGAAAAUGGAAACAGAUGAGGCUCAAGAUAUGUCCCAGGUUUCAGGGAAGGAAAGUCCUCCAAUUAGUGAUGUCCCAGAUGAUGCAGAUGAACCUAUGCCUGUACCAGAGGACCUUUCAACUACUUCUGGAGGACAACAGAGUGCUAAGAAUGAGAGAAUCUUGGCCGGUAAUAUUAAAAUAGAGACUCAGAGUGAUGAAGAGAAUGGGCGUGCCUGUGAAAUGAAUGGGGAAGAAUGUGCGGAGGAUUUACGAAUGCUUGAUACCUCGGGGGAGAAAAUGAAUGGCUCACACAAUGGCCCAGGCAGCAAGGCUAUGUCAGGAGUUGGAGGCAUUCGACUUCCUAAUGGAAAACUAAAAUGUGAUAUCUGUGGGAUAAUUUGCAUCGGUCCCAAUGUGCUCAUGGUUCACAAACGAAGCCAUACGGGAGAACGCCCUUUCCAGUGCAAUCAGUGUGGAGCCUCCUUUACACAGAAGGGCAACCUUCUGCGCCACAUAAAGUUGCACUCCGGUGAAAAGCCCUUCAAGUGUCACCUGUGUAAUUACGCCUGCCGCCGCAGGGAUGCCCUCACGGGACACCUGAGGACCCACUCCGUUGGCAAACCCCAUAAGUGUGGAUACUGUGGUCGCAGCUAUAAACAGCGCAGCUCUUUGGAAGAACAUAAAGAACGCUGUCAUAACUACCUGCAAACCAUGAAUAUCUCAAGCAGCCUUUAUUCAGCCAUAAAAGAGGAAACUAACCAGAGUGAAAUGGCUGAAGACCUGUGCAAGAUAGGGUCAGAAAGAUCGCUCGUGCUGGAUAGACUAGCAAGUAACGUCGCCAAACGUAAGAGCUCUAUGCCUCAGAAAUUUGUUGGUGAGAAAUGUCUGCCCGAUCUUCCGUACGAUGCCACCACAAACUAUGAGAAGGAGAACGAGAUCAUGCAGACACAUGUUAUAGACCAGGCCAUCAAUAAUGCCAUCAGUUACCUGGGGGCAGAGUCCCUGCGUCCCCUUGUCCAGACACCACCAGGUGGUUCUGAGGUGGUCCCUGUCAUCAGCCCCAUGUAUCAGCUCCACAAACCUCUCGGGGACAAUCAGACUCGCUCCAACCACACAGCUCAGGACAGUGCAGUGGAAAACUUGUUGCUGCUUUCCAAAGCCAAAUCUGUCUCCUCCGAACGAGAUGCCUCUCCCAGCAACAGCUGCCAAGACUCAACAGAUACAGAGAGCAAUAACGAGGAACGCAGUGGUUUAAUUUACCUGACAAACCACAUAGGUCCUCAUGCCAGAAACGGCAUCUCCAUAAAAGAAGAAAACAGGCCAUAUGAUGUUUUGAGGGCAGGUACUGACAAUUCCCAGGAUGCUUUCAAAGUGAUCAGCAGCAAUGGAGAGCAAGUGAAAGUUUACAAGUGCGAACAUUGUCGAGUGCUUUUCCUAGAUCAUGUGAUGUACACGAUCCAUAUGGGCUGCCACGGGUUCCGCGAUCCCUUUGAAUGCAACAUGUGUGGCUACCACAGCCAGGACAGGUACGAAUUCUCUUCCCACAUAACUCGAGGGGAGCACCGUUUCCACAUGAGUUAAAACAGCCUCCACAGCUACAUUACUGGAGCUGCAUGAGCCACAACAACAAAGCACAAGUCAGCUGGACAGUAAAAGUAACAAGAGAAUCAAAUGUUCAGUUAUCUUCUCUCACAAGAAAAUAUUUCUCCUUUUGGUAGCAUGCAUUGCAAUUCAGUUUUCUAAAAUGAGUACUUAAGUUUUUACUGAAAAUGUUUAAUCCCAGAAAAACUUUUAGUAACAUUAAAUAGGAGCUUUUGUAGUUACAUAGCUGAAAGUCCUUCCCUUAACUGAUGCUUUUUGCAAACCUCCCUUGCCAGGACUGUUGCCCACAUGCAGGAUGCACCCCGUGGACAAGGAUGCAACAGGCAGGAGUGGCCAAGCUUUCUCUCUUAAAACUCUGAGGGGCUCUUAAACCAGAUGUAUGGGUUUUGACUUUCUGUUAUUAUUAUUUGACUCUUUUUGGAAGAUUAAACUCAAGUAAAGAUGGAAGGCCCCAUCUCUGAUAACUUCACAGACAGCUGAGAUGGGACAGGACCCCACAACCAAGGGGUUCCUAGUUGCUUUGGUGGUAAAAAGUAGAACAUUUCCACCUGCAAGGUUGCUGCUGGUAUUGACGUCAUGGCAUGCCUUGUUUGUGUCACUGGGCAGGUGAGCAGGUAUGUGAAAGACAGAAGAAACGCCCUUGUAAUAUACUCUGUGAAGUAUGAGUUGCAUUUAAUGUGUAGAAAAAGAGUAUUGUUCACUCUUCUUUGAAUAAAUGUUUUCUUUCCCUAUCCAAUAAAACCCCACUUUUCGUUAAGCAAACCCUCUGCGUAAACAAGUUACACUGUAUUUCAUUUUUCUUUCUUUUCUAAGUUUUAGUUAUUUAGAAAAGUAUAAUGUACAGUUGAUAAAAGCAAUAGCUAGAAAUGUGUGGGGAAAGUCUCCUCAUGCACAUUUUGCCUCUUUUUAAACUGGCUGGAAAACAACCAAUUGUCCCUCUCUUACAUAUGAAAAAAAACACCACUAAACAUUUUGCUGGCACAGAAGAUGGUCUAUUGUAGAUUUUGUGGCUCUAUUUGCAAGUAUUGCACUUGAUUAUUUUUAAAGUUCUGAGCUGAAUUAAACCAGCCCAUAGAAAUUUGUAGGCUUUUCCUUUUUUCCUGCCACUUGCUGUUUGAUGAGAGACCAAGCUCUGUAAAGGUGCUGAGAACCCUGGCUUCCUAUUCAACAAAUCAUUUCACCGUAUGCUUAAAGUUAGCUUUACUUCAGCGGAACUAAAGAUUAAAAAAAAAAAAAAAAAAAAAAAAAGGAUGUUUGCUGAAUGGAGACCAGAGCCUGCAGCACUUUGCAGAGUGCAGUAAAGUCCACCAAAAAGCUUUCUCCAUGGCUGGUUCUGCUGCAGAUACUAUAACUUCAGUUAGAAUAAAACAUUCUGAGAUUAAUAGAUUUUAAUCCCAAACACAGCUGAUAUUAAAAAAACCACCUUUUUUUAAAGCUUCUACUUAACUUCCUCUUCCAAAUAGUUCAUUCUUUUCUCUGAACAGCCUCAUACUUCAAGAUUAGGAAAAAAAAAAUUUGCAGCUGCAUAAACAUCUGUCAUCGGUGCUGCAAUACUUCCUGGCAACACUCAUAAAAAUAAGCCAUCUUAUUAACUUAAUAUAUAAAUACUUGCAUUCUGCAUCAUAAGUCGUCAUUCUACAAUAAACACAAUCAUAUAACCAACAGGACUAACAGUCUUGUCAUGCAGUUACAUAUUCUCCAUUCACAACUGCAGGCAAGCACAUUUAUUUAUUAUAAAAUGCAAUAUUUAUUAUAAGAUGCAAUGGCAGCAUGAACGCUUGUACCUAAACCAAUUUGGCCUGAUAUGUGUAGCUAUAUUUGAUUUACAUUUCCUAUAUAUACAUACUAUUACAGACACGCAGAGUUUCUCCUUCUGCUUUCACUUUUGCAGGUGUAAGUCAAGAGCAACAACACUGAAGUUGUUAGAAGAAAGAUACUGAUGAAAUAUUGGAUUACAGAUAUAUGGUUUUACAAUCUCCCAUCUUAACUUACCAUGCCACCGGCAAGACCCUUCCUUCACAUGACAGUGUGCGCAUAGAGGUGACUGUACUCUGACCAUGCCUGUGCCAGAGCUUUGUCACCAGAUGCGAACGCCAUGUAUGGAUAUCCGUAGAUGCACAGACAUACCCACAGCAGUGAAAACAAAUCACUGGUACAUGUUAGGUAGGCUCGUACAUGCUGGAUAGCCAAUGACUCUCCCAAAAUGAGUAAACUACAGACCCAAAAGUGAUCCACUCUACUCCUACAUUAUAACUCAGUUGCCUCAAGAGACAUAUUGCUUGUUACCUUCCAACCCCAGACACUGUGCAGGGAGUGGGCACAAGAGAUCAUUGGCUGCUUUCAUGACCCAGCUAUGGUUUCCUCAUCAAUGCCCACUAUGCAUUCAUAUUUGAGACAGACUGCUGCUGACAACCAGGUAUUACCAAAUAUUUUCUAUAGGCAUGAUCUGAAGAUGACCUUCAAGUAGGAAGCUUAUGGUGAUGAUUUUUUUUUUUUUUUAAAUAAAGUUGAAAUGGGUUCAUUUUUUUCAUAGCUGGUAGGUAGAGAUACAUUCAGCUGUUCUCACCCCUCUCCACUUUUGAUUGCUACCAACCCAAGCAAGAUGGGACAAAGCAACUUCCCAGCUCUGCUGCAAUGUCCCAUGUGAAGCUGGAUGUUGGCUGUACAGAAACAUUCUGCUUUUAUUGCUCUUAGACCUCUUUCCUACCAUCUUUAGAUGUAGGCCACUAUAUAAUCCAUGCCAUCAUUUUUUUAAACCCUUUAUUUUUAAACACCCCAACCUCUAAAGGGUAGGGGGACAGAAGUUACUCAGGUAGUUUUGUUUCUUUGCUUUUACUAAAACCCAACACAAAUAAAGCCACGUUCAUUAACUGUGUAAACAAGUUCCAGUGGAAUUUAAGACUGCCUUGAACUUAGCUUUUAAAUGUGACUUCCAACUACUGGGUAGGCUCACUGCCUUUGCAACAUCUCUGUGCACACACGCACGUGUAUGAGUGUCUGUGUCACUUUUCUUGUUGACAUGCACAUGCCUUACCUGUGGUUUUUGUGUAUCAUUAAUAUUUUAUAUACAUAUGUAUGUGUGUGUGGGUAUAUAUAUCUAAAAUGGUUCGUAUGACAUUAUGAUGCAUUGUCAGUCACAGUGGGUUUGUUUCCUGGGUCUGGAGUUUUCUUAUUUAUAUUAUAACAGAAUAUGUUGAUGUUGUAUAUAUUAGAGUACUGUAGUAUAAGUAUAUUAAGACACAGUGUACCAGAGGGUGUAGUCUAAAGGCAGGAGCAAACAGUAUCCUCCGUGAAGGGUUGGGGUUUUUUUUUACGUUUGCUUUUUUGGUGGGUUUUUGGUUUUUUUUUUUUUUUUUU